ACAUAUUCAUACACACAGCAUUCCGUCAUACGGAGACACAUAAUUCCGUAGAGCUCAUUCGGUGCCUUGGACGACGGCGUGCGCCCCCGACUCCAUCGGUGGAUUUACGUUUUCGGUGGUGCGACCGAGCACCUCUACAGUAAAACCCGUGUGCAUUAAGUGUGUGGCCCGGCAUCGGUGUUGGCAGCAUGGUGUGCUAGUGAACCAAUAUUAUUAGUACCAGCGAGCCGUGAAACUCUUUGUUCUCAGUCUCGGAUAAUUGUCGUUUUGUGCAUGUACUACGUAUGUGUGUGUGUGCCGUUCCGCGUUCACAAUUGACGUUUGAAAGUUGAAGGACGCGCGAGGAUGGCUCUUGCAAUUAGUGGUACGAGUUCUCCUUCCUACGCGUCGCGGUGCCAGUAAAUCAGUGAUGCAAUCCUAGUGACACACCGCACACAAUACACACAUACACGAACACGAGAUGGACUUUCAAAAGCAGAACGGUUACUAUGGUGGGCCCGUGGCGUGGAAGUACCCCCCGCAAGGCAACCCCGACAGUGGAUAUGGCUCCGACGAAUUCGGCCACGACUCACCACGCUACACGUCGCCGGGUGGUGCGGGAGCGGCGGCGGCCGCCUCCACAGGAUACUACCUAGGCGCUGACGGCACCCCAAACACAGUAGGCGACUGGCCACCGGCCUACGGCAACGCGUACAACCAGUACGAGUCGUAUGGACUGAUACAGGAGGCGGAGGCGGGCGCUCUGCCGCCUAUGUCGUCUCUGCGACCGAAUGGAGCUCCAGCGCCUGCUGGUCCGACACCACAGGGCUUCGGCGCCCCCAAUCACACCGACAACGGAGUUGUCAACAAAGCCCUUGGGAUUUACCCGCCAAGCGCGAGCUCCUACAGCUCAGCGCCCAGUACGCCCCCGGUCAGUUCGCCACCGCCACUGGCGCCCUCCGGCUGGCUGAACACACAACACAACAACCCGCACUCACCGCCCCAGUACACGCAGGCGGUCAAUGUAAAUAAUGCACCUCAGGGAUUACACAUGGCCCCAGCACCUGAAGCGCAACAUUUAGACGAUGCUAUAGGCUUUUUAAGGGACCACGCUGAAGUCAAUUUUUGUGGUGGUAAUUUGCAGGGCACUCGCAUGGAGGAAAGACUGGACGACGCAAUAAACGUUUUGCGAAAUCACGCGGAGCAACAGUUAAUAUUAGGGCAGCUUCCCAACAAUUUGCCGCAGCAGCACCAGAUGACGCAGCUCGGUUACUCGGCGGCCCCGCCAACGACGGACCCACAUCUCGGAGAUCCAGUCAAAGUCGAAAGGCCCACAUAUAACACAAAAAAGCGGAAGGAACCCCCAGAUAGUGAUACGAAACCAUCGAGCUCAGAAAUAGUGCAACCAAAUUCAACCAGCGGACCUCCAAAAAUGUCGAAGCGAUCGAGGAAAUAUAAUGCCGAUGAAGAUGAAAUUGAUGACCCAAACAACAAGGCCGUACGCGAAAGAGAGCGUAGACAGGCCAACAAUGUCCGAGAAAGUUGUUCCAGUGCGGAAGAAACGGAAGAUGGCGAAUUAGAUCCCGAUAUCAAAGCGCAAAGGGAGAAAGAAAGGCGGCAGGCCAAUAAUGCGAGAGAAAGAAUACGUAUCCGGGAUAUAAAUGAAGCGUUAAAAGAAUUGGGCAGGAUGUGCAUGACGCAUUUAAAAACCGACAAACCUCAGACGAAACUGGGCAUACUGAAUAUGGCCGUCGAGGUGAUCAUGACACUGGAGCAGCAAGUCAGAGAACGAAAUUUGAAUCCAAAAGCGGCCUGCCUGAAGCGGCGGGAAGAAGAGAAGGCUGAAGAUGGACCCAAAUUAGGACCAGGACCACAUCACAUGCUCCCCGCGCAACACUACGCCACAUCAAUACCUUUUCAGGGAGCGCCUCCGACCAACCUGCCCCACAAUCCGGGUCUGCCGCCCCAAUAGCAGUGCUAGUGCUAGGCCCUGUAAAAUAAUUUACAUUCAUUAAGUAAAGAAAUAUAUGCAUGUUGUCUCGUUGGCAAUUUCUUUUGGAAAAACUUAUGGCUUUUUGAUGUUGCGUGGCAUUAAAACAAAAGCGACGAAGUAUUAAAAAAUAUGUGCACAAGUGGAUAGUCCAGACAGUCUUACUAGCUUGUUCAUAUGCAGUUUGAGAUACGUUUUUGUUAAUCAAGAUUUGUGUGCCAAAUUCACGAACAAUACUCUCUAUAUUUUUUGUAUUAAGUUUAAUUGUAAUAUUGCGUCACGUCCACUAGUUUGUUAACGGCUCUACUUAAACUGGAUUUAUAACUCGUUACGUACUUAGUAAUCGUAAAUUAUUGUGAUAUUUUCCGCCACAAAUUAUUUAUAAACACAACAGACUAGUGAACCUGUGCGCACGCAUUAUUGAUCUCCUUUAUGCCAUUCUAUAAAUGUGACAUAUUUUUAUAGUUGUAGCAUUUUUCUCUUCUAUGCCCCUUAUGAACAACUACUUAAAUUGUGCCAUUGGAAUAAGAUACGAACAUGUUCUCUACAUGUACAAUCAUGUGAUAUGUAUGUACACAUUGUGUUAUUCAAGUCUCUCAAGCUGCAUAUAACAGAUGAACAAGGAGAAAUCAUCAGCAACACUCGAAGCUACCCAGUGUAGAUUUAUCGUUUUGUUUAUAAACUGAUUAGGAUUUAAUUUGUUGCAGCUCGUUUGAAACAGAUUAAGAUUUACAUUCACAGUCCUUUGAUAUUCUUUCUACAUAUUACAUACACCAGUGACGUUUGCUUUAAAUUAAAUUGUGGAUUGAAUUUUUGGCCUUAUCGAGAAAAAGUACCACAGGAUUUGAUAAAUUGCUUUCCGUUUGAAAUGUGCUGCCUUUUCGUCUCUUAACACAUAUGUACUGAGCAAAAAAUCGAUAGUGACACUUAUUUAAAAAAAAAAUCUGGUUCAUCGAAGACAAUGAAUUUUUUUAUAGGGCGAGUGUGAAUUUUGUAAAUAAAAUUUUUUCAAUUCUAUGAGAGUAUAUUGUACAUAUAAAACGUUGUUGUGUCAUGCAACAGUAGCAAAAAUGCAUCGAAUAAUUUACAUUACGUUAAACACAUCUAAUCAGUUUAUAAGCGACCUAUCUGUCUACUUGCGCACAUAAUUUUUAACACCUCGUCAUCACUACUUUUGUUCUAAUGUCACGCAAAAGCCAUAGGUCUUUCCAGAUGAAAUUGCCAAUGAGAGCUCUUUACUUAAUGAAUGUAAAUUAUUUAUUUUUUUACAAACCGCGAACAAUAUUUUGAUUUACCCAUUUUGAGUAUGAUCAAAUUAAAUACGUUCAAUUUUAAUUUUAAGUUUAUAUUGUUUAGUAUAACAUUUUAGGUAGAUUUUUCAAGAUAAACAUGUAACAUUUCACACUGUUUAUUAUUUUAGUUUUUUAGUGAAUUUAUAUUUAUAUUUGUUUUGAUUGUUAAGCAUAUUUUUAAUUAUUUCAAUUGGCCAAAAUGUACAAAUAAUAAAUCAAUAUGUAUUUUAUUUGAAUAAACUGCUUGAACGACAUUGGAGAAAAUUAUGACUGGGUUUUAUCAGUGGGAUGAUUUGUUCUUUCAAUAUACUGCAACACCAGCGUCAUACAACCAACAACAUUCAUUAUAUUAAAGAAUGUAGAUAGAAAUUGUGCAAUCUUCACCGAGAAAUACAGAAAAAAUCCAAUAAUAAUGUAUAUUGUAAGAACAAACGGUUAAUUUAUUAUUUUAAAGUCUUAUAUAUGUUGUUUUGCAGUCAGUGGUACUUCUAUUUAUUCAAAUAAGGUAUGACACAGUUGAAAUAGUUAAGUAUUAUCUUGUUGUAUCCUGAAAUUUAUCAGUUUUAUAAGUUUUUUUUACUUGCAAUAAUUUUAACUGCAUAAUAUAUUUUUUAACUUUUUAAAUAAUUUUAAAUACCAGUGUUAGAUUUUGGAUUCCAGUGGCAGCCUUUUUGAUGAUUGGCAGCAGAGAAAAUGUAGCACUGAUUGUUUUUGGCACUAAAUUUAUAUUUGAAAAACUAUCUGGCAGCCAUUUCCUCCAUUGAGAAUUUUCCAGUAUUGGUGCAAAUAUAAUUUCCGCGGGCGCCAAUCUUUAAAAGUCACCGGCUGUUUUCUACGAAUUCUGUAAAAGUGUUUAAACAUUUUAUAUUAUAUAUUUUUGUAGUAAAUGAAGAGUCGUUGACUUUUAAGCAGGUCCCGUUGGUAUCAUUAAGUGAUUAGACAAUUUGUAAAGCUUACCCUAACCUGUAUAAACGUUUAAAGCGGAUGUGUUUUUAAGUAUAUAAAAAGUAUAUAUGAAUAAAAUAUUGCGUGAUGAGAGAUAAGUUAGGUUAUACAGCUAGACUAUGAAACUUAAAAAUAAAAUGAUUAUCAAACUAUAUGUAAUAUACAAUACGUACAUAAUAUACUAUGUGCCAUUUUUCGUA
Messenger RNA from Aethina tumida (small hive beetle), 4406 nucleotides. It is a transcript of the gene da, whose product is annotated as protein daughterless. Gene Ontology annotation, biological process: regulation of transcription by RNA polymerase II. Gene Ontology annotation, cellular component: transcription regulator complex. The record is from RefSeq and is a predicted model, not a curated record. The coding region runs from base 461 to 1951 and encodes 496 amino acids. Gene Ontology annotation, molecular function: protein dimerization activity; DNA-binding transcription factor activity, RNA polymerase II-specific; RNA polymerase II cis-regulatory region sequence-specific DNA binding. NCBI's taxonomy places the organism in Eukaryota, Metazoa, Arthropoda, Insecta, Coleoptera, Nitidulidae. The transcript has 11 exons.